AUAGCCUGCCUAACAAUGAUUUCUUCUUUAUUUGGGUCAGGUCUUGCUGAGGACAAAUUUUUUGAGAAACCAGUGCUGAGCAUUGCAAAAGACCACAUUGUCAUCUUACCAGGAGAAGUUCUAACAAUAAAAUGCAGGGGAGCACGGCCGGUGAGCUGGCUGCUGCGGGAGGCACAGAGGGCAGACCCCCGCGUGCACAUCAGCAGCUGCCGCAACAGCAGCGGGCAGAGCUGCAGCAUGCUGCUCCUCAGGAACGUCACGGCCAGCGACACCGGGUACCUCACCUGCCUUCAUGAUGACGCCCCAUCUAGCGAGGAGCUCAUGGCCAAGAUUUACGUGUUUGUUAAAGACGACAGAAAUCCAUUUGUGGAGUUUCACCCGGAGCAUCCCAAAAUCAUCUACAUUCUGAAGACUAAGAAAACAGUUGUUAUCCCCUGCCAAGUUACUUCUCCAGAUAUCAGACCCAUACUUACUAAGUAUCCUCAUCUUGAAAGGCUAGACUUCAAGAAGAUGGUGUGGGACCCAAAAAGAGGAUUUGUCAUCCCCUCUCAUUCUUUUACUUAUUCUGGAGUACUCGCAUGCACUGCAAACAUCACUGGAAGUGUGUUCUCAUCCUAUUACCUCGUACACAAACUGGAGGGCAGAGCACAGAACCUGGCUCUGAAAGCAACUCCCAAAAAACUGCUGGUUGGAGAAACUCUCUAUUUGGAAUGCAAAGCAGAAACCUUCAUCAACGGGCGCAUUGAAUUCAUAUGGACGUGUCCUAAGGGGAGACACCCUUACCCCAGGAGAACAAUGGACCAGAGUGAACCCGUGUAUAAGGUUGGCAGCAGCCUGACAAUUGAAAAUGUCACCAUGGAAGAUGGAGGCCUAUACAUAUGCAAAACAUUCAAUGUAACGAGGCUGGAAGCUAAUGUCACCGUUACGGUGUACGACAAACCCUUCCUUGAGGUGUCGCACAAGAAGGGGCAUUACUAUGAGAUUACAUCAGGACACAAGUCACUGAAACUGGCUGCAAAGGUGGAUGCCUUUCCUCGCCCAACUGUUACCUGGUACAAAGAUGGCAAACUGAUCAAGGAUAACCAAACUUGCUACGAGCCAGACCCAGCAAAGUACAGGCUGGGCAUAAGGGAUGUGAGACCAAAGCACGCUGGGAACUACACCAUUGUCUUGAGCAAUGCAAAAUAUGGCCUGUACAAGAACCUCACCAUGCAGCUGGUAGUGACAGAGAGACCCAAAAUCUAUGAAAAGGAAACGGAUUUCGAUAAGAUCGAGCAGGUGGAAUUAAGAAGCAAGCACAAAAUCCACUGCACUGUAAGCGGGAAUCCUGACCCAAAGGUUGAGUGGAAGUGGCAGCCCUGCAGCCUCACAGACACACUAUGCAACCCUACAGGACAAAAAAUUGUGGUUGAGGAGAACAUGUUCAUAGGCAACAAGAUCAAGAGCAUUGAAAAUAUAACCAUGAAGCACGGGGACAAAAGAAAGAUUGUGAGCACACUAACAAUGGAAAACAGCAGCACAUCAGGAAUCUAUUACUGCGUGGCCUCAAAUAAGGUUGGUGAAGAAGAGAGGAGCAUUGAGUUCUAUGUCUCAGAUGUGCCAUCAGGGCUGCAGACGGCCCCACAAGUCACAGCCAUUGCAGGGAGCACUGCCCAGCUGACCUGCCGGGCCUCCAGGUACAUCUACAGCAACCUGGCCUGGUCCUACCCCUCCGUGGGGGCGGCUCAUGGCAGCUCUCUGACCCGGAGCGCUGACGCCUACUCCAUUUCCCUGACCCUGAUCAUUGCAAACGUCACAGAAGAGCACAGCGGCCUCUACAAGUGCCGUGCCCAGCACCAGCACAACGGCAGCGGCACGCUGGAGCAGCACACACGGCUCCUUAUCAGAGCAAAGGCAGCUCCAUAUGUCCUACAGAAUCUGACAGACCUGGAGGUUAAUAUCAGUGGCAAGAUCAUCCUGGAGUGCAGAGUCAGUGGAACACCAGAGCCACAGAUUAUAUGGAGCAAGGAUGGCUACCCCAUCUCAGCAGCAUCAGGAAUUUCCAUGGAAAAUAAUACCCUGGUCAUUGAGAGAGUGAAGAAGGAUGAUGAAGGGCUCUAUGAAUGCAAAGCAACCAAUGACAUGGGCCAAGACAGUACAUCAGCCUUCAUUAAAAUACAAGGUUCUGAAGAGAAAUCCAACAUUGAAGUUAUCAUUUUGGUCUGCACUGGUCUUGCAGCUACCCUCUUCUGGCUCCUUCUGACCCUUUUCAUUCGGAAACUGAGAAAACCUGAUGCCACAGAUAUUAAAACAGGAUACCUGUCAAUUAUAAUGGAUCCAGAGGAAAUGCCUCUUGAUGAGCAGUGUGACCGUCUUCCCUAUGACAGCAGUAAAUGGGAGUUCCCAAGAGACAGACUGCGGUUGGGUAAAACACUGGGUCACGGUGCUUUUGGGAAGGUGGUGGAAGCGUCUGCUUUUGGCAUUGAUAAAUCUUCAACCUGCAAAACAGUUGCCGUAAAAAUGCUUAAAGCAGAAUGUGCAACUACUAAUGAAUGCAAGGCUUUAAUGUCUGAACUGAAGAUCCUCAUCCACAUAGGACACCAUCUGAAUGUAGUCAACCUGCUGGGAGCUUGCACCAAAGCUGGAGGUCCUUUAAUGGUCAUAGUAGAAUAUUGCAAAUAUGGAAAUCUGUCCAAUUACCUACGAGGAAAACGAGGAGAUUUCAUUGCAUACAAGUCCCAGGAGAACUCUGGCCAAGCAGAGAAAACCCUGGAUGAGUCCAGCAGCGAUUUGACCGAGCUGAUCAAGAGACGCCUUGAGAGUGUAGCCAGCACUGGGAGCUCUGCCAGCUCAGGAUUUAUUGAAGAUAAGAGUUACAGUGACUCUGAAGAGGAUGAAGAAGAUGCUGAAGAUCUGUACAAGCGGCCACUGACUUUGGAGGACCUGAUUUGUUAUAGCUUCCAAGUGGCAAAAGGGAUGGAAUUUCUCGCCUCCAGAAAAUGCAUCCAUCGGGACUUGGCAGCAAGGAACAUCCUUCUUUCUGAGAACAAUGUGGUGAAGAUCUGUGACUUUGGGCUAGCCAGGGACAUUUACAAAGACCCUGACUAUGUACGGAAAGGAGAUGCAAGACUUCCACUCAAAUGGAUGGCUCCAGAAGCAAUUUUUGAUAAAAUUUACACAACACAGAGUGAUGUAUGGUCUUUUGGAGUUCUGCUAUGGGAAAUAUUUUCUCUAGGUGCCUCUCCAUACCCCGGAGUGCAGAUAGAUGAGGACUUCUGCCGACGGCUCAAGGAAGGAACCCGGAUGAGAUCACCAGAAUAUUCUACUCCAGAAGUCUACCAAACAAUGCUGGACUGCUGGCAUGGAGUGCCCACAGAGAGGCCCACCUUCACUGAGCUUGUAGAGCGCUUAGGAGACCUUCUCCAGGCCAAUGUACAGCAGGAUGGUAAAGACUAUAUCCCACUGAACAUUACCUUGUGUCCUGAUGGAGAGCCUAACUCCAAAACUUGCCCAGUGGAGGAAAAAUUGAACAACUGUGUUAAUCGCUGGAGUGCAGUGGAAACUGGCAGCAGCAGCAAAAGGCGCCCUCUGAGUGUGAAGACGUUUGAUGAAGUUUCAGUGGGAAAGGAGAAGGUGAUGCAUGAGGAGUCAGACAGCGGGAUGGUGUUGACAUCAGAUGAGAUAAAAAGUCCAAAGAGGCUGGAAAUCCGCUCCUGGCCUUAUGGGAUCAUGGCACUCGCGCGGCGAGCUGUUAGCAAGAGCAAAGAGUCCAUCUUAUCUGACCAUGAACGUGAAGCUGUCAAAUACCUGCCCGCAGUGCAGGUUGAAGAGGACACCAUGGACUUCCCACUAGAAGACUCGGUGCUCCUUCCUAUGGAUCCAAGCCUGGAGUGCCACAGCCCACCUCCGGAUUACAACUCUGUUGUGCACUGCUCUGCACCCCCAGUGUAACCAGUGCUGGUGCAGGGCCUUCGGUGCUUCAUUUGGCCAUGAUGGAUUCCAUAAAAAGGCUGCGUGCCAACAAAGGGGGAACUCAGCAGCACACUGGUUCUUAUGUUUCAUCUGGCACAUCUCUGAUGUGAACAGAAAAUCUUUAAGAGCAUCCCUUCUCUAUCUUUAAAGGCCUAUUGCAAAAUAUGUGGUAAAUUAGAACACUGCCUAUAAGAAUUGUUAAUAGGAGCUGUAACCCGGAACUGCUUCCAUCCUUCCUCCCUUAGCAGGGAUUGUUUAUUAACCAUAUUUUACACCGUAAGUCAACAAGAGUCACCAUUCACGAUAGCUGUGACAAUAUUGAUCCUGCUGGUCCAUCUUAGGGGUUGCUUGGUGUGAGGCUGGAAGGGAUCAGCUGUUAAUUACAGCCAUAAACUCUAAUGUUUUGUUUUUGAAGAGAAUCCAAAAAUUAAAACAUUUAUCUUAACUUGGGAACUCACCUUCAGUAAAUGUUUCUAGAAUAUUUUGAAAUCCAAAAUAUGUUUAUUACAAUUUGUGAUCUAACAAUUUCCACUGCCAAGAGGAUCCACUCCCCAAACGACACAGCAGAGAAGCAGCCAGCAUCCAUGUAUAUAUAUAUACAUAUAUAUGUAUAUAUAUAUAUAUACAGUGUUGUUAAAUGUGAUGCCCUGUUUUCCCUCCUUGUUCAAACAGCAACUUCUUUAACAUUAUGCAAUAGGGAGCCAUGAUGGAGAUGCAUCUGUAGUGAUUGCAAGGCAUCAGCACUGCAUUAAGUAAGAACCUUAAGCUUAUGCAGGAGGUAUUUCCCAGCACAUGUGCACAUCUGUGUGAAUGUGCAUAAAAUACUCAUCCACAAUAUGAGAGUGACACAUGAACGCACAAAUAACCUUGAGGCAUCAGCAGUGUAGCAGCAUUUCUCUGUUCCUUUCUGAACACAGAUUAUUUAAAAUUGGGAAAAAAAGCUCUUCCUUUGAAUUCUGUGGCAGAUGCCCAACAGUUUGAUCUUGGAAAUACCAGCCCAUUCUCAGCUGUGAGCAUAUGUAAAACACACUUGUCUCCAGCUGCUUGCCAAGGUAAAUACUGCUACGAUAUGCCAUGCCUUCUGUAUCUAAACCCGUCACGAGUGCUGCAAAGAUUUUUGGAAUCCACUCAUGCCAGUGUGAAUGGAUCACAAAUUCUCACAUCUGAGAAAUUCAAAGCGUGUUAUCCUUAUGCAAAAGCGGCGUGCAGCAGGGACUGCUGGCCUACAGGUGUGCACACCAGCUCCCACGCACACCCCGACCAUCCUCACAGCAACCUCAGAACCAAGCCACUAAUCCUUGUCAUUUAAUGUGCUGGGAAAGAACCAGUGCUGACACUAGAAAUCUAGGAGGGGAUAAUGCAUGGAGUUUUCAGGUAGAAAAAGCAAAGAUAAAAAAGAUGUAUGUUGACAGCCGAGCCUAUAACUUCCUAAUACAAACCCAGACCUGGAUAUGACUUUGUACAGUUUAUUUCAAGGUCUGCAUAACCCUUGCCUGUUCUUUUUUAGAAUUGAUACUCUAAUUAGACUUCUUUAGAGAAAGAAAUUUUGUUCUUAACUACAAACUAAAAUGAUUACAAAUUAAUUCUUUUCUAAUUCUUGCCAAACAAUUAUUUUACCUUGGUGAAGACAGCCUAAACGCUCUUGCAGCAAUGAAGACAAUAUUUCUGGAAGACAGGUUACAGUUGGUUGCAUUGAAAUAAACAGAAAAAGCCUCAGGUAUGAUCAAAGGGGAAAAAUCCCCAAAGCCCAUGCCAUCCUAACUGUGAAUGCUAAAGCAUCUGGUGGAAGGGCUCUUGGGAACCAUGUCUUGUUCUCCUCAGCCUCAGAUUUGAGCUGUUUAAGAAAUCACCUGCAGGAGCCCAUGGGCCAUUGCUCAUAGUGAGCCUGGCAAAUAACUGUGGUCUGUAGUUGCUUUAUGGCCAUUUUUGCACUUCUUUGUAUGUUAGUGUCUAUGUAUGAAGUAAAGUUGGUCAAGUAACAGAAUACUGGGAAAUAAUUCAUCUGAUAGGUCACAGAAAGCUCACUGAAUCAGUUUUUCAUGAAAUAGGAAGUUAUUUAUAGCUCUGAUCAAAUAACAAAUCACUUAUUUGGAAAAUAAUUUGUUCAGGUGGCAGAAAGAAAAAGAAAGGUGCCUAUGGUUUGUCUGGCUCUGCUGUUACUGGCAUCAAUCAGCAUGAGGUGGUUUGUUGUUGUGCCUUGUUGUGUAGCAGAAGAAAAUGACAAUGUUUUAAAACCUCUGCUUAUAAACUUUGAAAUAAGCACACGUAGGAAAACAAAAAAGUGCAACUCUGUUCUCAGUUUUAAAAAAGAUUGGGAAAUGCUGCUGUUUGAAGUGCCUUCUUCCAAGAGAGCCGAGCACACUGCCUUUCCUCCUUAGCAGGGAUGAAAUGUUUAUUUUAAGUUGAAGGUUUUUCCCCCUAUGGUAACUGUAAGAAGCAAAAAUAUUACCUAAAAGUAUUACUGAACAUACGUGUUUUCUAUUUUAUUUACUAAUAUUUUGUCUUUUUCUCUCCUCCCUUAAUUUAAUUAUUGUUCUUUUCUUACAAUGAUGUAUAUAGUUUACCCAGUAGGAAAAAUGUAGUGAUUCAUUUAUAUGGUAAUAUUUGUAACAUUUUAGUCAAAAGAUGCGCAGACAUAGCAGAGUUAAGGAUCUUCAUAAAGCAUUUCACUGACACUUGCAGGUUGCAGCACUCAGUGGUGCCAGCUCACGGCGGUGCUCUGCUGGCCCUCGUGUCCCAGCUCUCACUUGCUUUCCACAGUCAGUUUCAGUAAGGAAGCAGGGACCUCCAGGAUUCCAGCAGGUUUAGCUCAUUCCUGAAAGUGUCACUUUGCAGCUCAAGGCAAAGGGGAGGGAUUUCCACUGUUUCUGUUUUAACUAAAGGCUGGUGUAUCAGCUAGAGCAUCAGAAGGAGCCAAGUUGUCUAAGUGAGGUAACGUUUAGUAGUUUUUCAGAUGUCUCAGGGAUUCUUAUUCAGCUCUUAUUUGUCGCCUGCCUUUUCUAAUCUCACUGAACUCAGUGGAAUCGAAUAUUGAGAAGUAUCUUUGUUUCCUUAAAGGACCCCACUGUCCUGUUUUUCUUCUUGUAACUCUGUAUAAUUGGGGCAGAGGAGCUUAGAGCUCACAACAAAUGUGCUCUCUCCUCCCAGCAGCCUCCAGCCAUAAAGUCUGCCAAAAAGUGCCUUCCCCUGUGCACUAUGAGCAGCCAGGUGGGUUUGGCAGCCUGGGCCCCUACUUCCUUUGCUCUACUUGUUGUCUGUGUGCUGGUAUUUACCCAUCACAGCUUGAUGCUUUCCUCUUUUGAGUUAGGUCAGAUAUAGAGCCCAUCUCACAGUGGUAUUUUGUGCAUCCUCUGUUCUUGCAGAGGCUGAACUAGACACACUGAAGUAAGCUUUUUUCCCACAUCAAAAAUGUUUCCAAUAUAGGCACAGUUUACUCUGAUGUGCCUGGAAGCAUCUCUGUAUCCUUCUCUGAAUGAGAGAAGCUUUUUCACUCUUCUAAUUUUUCAAUUUUUGGUGUCUGUAGAGAGAUGAAGUUUGGUGUCUAUCUAUAUGAGCCUCACCUUCCUCUUAGAGCUUUCUCAAACAAUUUGAUUUCUCUUUGGUUCUUACAAAUUAACCCCAUCAGAAGGGAUGCCAGGGUGCUGGGCCCACACCAUCUGCACAGGAUAUCAAAGAAGGCCAGAUAAAAACGUAAAGUCUUUCUGAAUAGCGAGCUCAAACAAAAACACUGACACUUGAACCCCCUGAAUGCUGACGAUGCAAACAUUCACAGCUGCCUGCAGGCAUAGCUGCUCUGCUUAGACAUUUCACUAACAUGCUCAACUCUCCAGGCAUCCAGCCUGCCAUCUACCUAGGGCAACCUGGAGUGGCCAGGCACUUCUUUCCUUGCAUUUAUGCAUUGUAUACUGUAAAAAUGCUUAUCAAUAUGUUAGCUUGUAACUGGCCAGUAAUCAGCUUAUGACUUUGCUUCUCAAUGACCCUUCAUGUUGAGCACUGGUUCUGCCUUGCCAUGCACCAUCCUGCUUUACAAAUUCCAUCUGGCUCAAUCCCAGCUGAAAGGAUGUUUGGGACCAAUGUCUCUAGCUGUCACUAGCACCAAAUGGGUGCUGCCAGGACUCAGCAGCAAAUAGGAAAUAGCUGUACAACAAAGUGAGGCAUUAUCGUGUGUUCCUGAAACCAGGAAUUGGCCAGGAUCACAACUUGGAUCUAUUUUUUUCUUUUGAUAAAGUGAAUGGAAAAUACAGAAGGUAGCAAUGUUUCUUUUGUCCUAUCCUACAGAUAGUAAUGACCAAGACCUGUGAUCCAUUUUCCUGGUUUUGUGCUGUGACACAUAAAAGAAAAAAGGCAGAAAGAAUUUUGGUUAAGUACCAACCUAGCUAGUAAAAUUCAGGGAGGACUUCUGGAUUUGAUCCUAUCAAGAGUCAGUCACUGUAUAGGAUAUAAAGGUUCAGCACAAGCACUGACUUCUUUCUGUGAUGCAUGUGUUGGUUUCAUAUUUUCUUAACAUAGACUGAUUCACUUGGGACCCCAAGCAAAUGCAGUGCCCUAAGGGCAUUGGUUGUAGGAAGACCUGUGUGGUGUGCAGUGAGCAGUGUUCUGUUGUCCUGCUGGCAAUCCUGUGCCACAAGAGCCAGCACAUACUUACUGCUCCGGUCAUUUCUUCUUGGAUCUUGAGCUGUCAAAGCAGCUAGUGAAAACUGGGGAAGCCCAGUAACUGAGGACUCAGAGAAAAUAAACUAAGUGCCAUGUAAUACUCAAAACACCAAGGAAUGUAUGUCUGCCCUGUUCCUGUCUGUCUGCAGAAUGUAUGCACUGAAAACAACGCUUUCUUAUGUAGUCAAAAAAUGUACUGUAUCUAUUAACCAAAAAAUAAAAAGAUUCUAUAUUUAUACAG
This is a messenger RNA of Meleagris gallopavo (turkey), 8845 nucleotides long. The record is from RefSeq and is a predicted model, not a curated record. NCBI's taxonomy places the organism in Eukaryota, Metazoa, Chordata, Aves, Galliformes, Phasianidae.